This is a messenger RNA of Aplosporella prunicola CBS 121167, 851 nucleotides long. RefSeq lists its product as uncharacterized. NCBI's taxonomy places the organism in Eukaryota, Fungi, Ascomycota, Dothideomycetes, Botryosphaeriales, Aplosporellaceae. The coding region runs from base 1 to 711 and encodes 236 amino acids. The record is from RefSeq and is a predicted model, not a curated record. The transcript has a single exon.
AUGGCGACCGCGGGGCGACGGCGCAUCGGACACGCGACGGACGUGCUGGUUGGGGCGCAGACAACAUGGUGUGCGUAUCAUAUAUUGCGCGAGCGUUUCGAUGGCGCCGACGUUGAAAGAAGACACGAGGGCCAAGCGCCUAGAGGCCCUGAAGUGAGAGGUAGGGCGCCACAGAAAGAUAGCAGGAUCAACAUAGGGAUGGUUAUGAUUAGCACGCUCGAUAAUGCAUCGCCAAGCCGUCCCGUACCGCGGGUCCGCGGAAGACAGGACCUGGAGCCCCGCACCGUGAUUGGCACAGCCAAGGGCGGGGUAGCUGCGCUGCAGCAGCAGCCACCAGCAAACGCAACGAGUUGCGCUUUGAACCCACCCCAAGCGAGCAGGGUUGCUGAUUCUAGACCUUUGUCCGCGCAAGCGACCGCCCAGGGGAUUCGUGGUGUUGAGCUGCGGCACGCCGGGACGACUUCCUUCCUUUUGCCCUGCGUCUGCGUCUACGUCGGCGUGAAUGGAGAACAUGACGUUGUGGGACCACUUGCACACGCACAUGGAGAAGGCCGAGCGGGAGGGAUCAAUGCCGUCUCCGAAAUCUUCCGUCAUGCUCGAGAGAUGGAGAAAGCUGGAGAGGCUGAUGAGAGUCAGAGAGUCAGAGAGUCAGAGCACGCCAAGUGCCGUGAUGGCGCAAAACUGUCUCCACACAUUAGCGAAUACGAAUAGCGGGGAGGUACGGACGUAGCAACGGUUCCAUCUUCACUGAUGUCUGGAUAGUGGUGAGCCGGACGAAGGUCCAAACGACGUACCGACUUGCAGACCCCACGGGCCGACCCCGCCCGGCGUGAACAUGACGUUUGUCGGCG